AUGACUGUGCAGUUUGUGUUGCCACAGGCACAUCUUCAGUACCACAUACUGCACAUUCAGUUGUUCUCCGCACUGGCUGCAAAUGGGACUGGCAGGGAUAUUGUCUUAAAUUUUGCCCCUCUAGGAGCCACGCUGGUUCUCUGGGACAUUGAUGAGGAAGGGAACAAAGAGACAACUUACCUGGCUAGAGGAAAUGGAGCCAAAGAAGCAUAUGCCUACAGGUGUGACUGCAGCAAUAGGGAAGGAAUCUACAGAAUGGCUGCUCAGGUUAGACAAGAAGUUGGUGAUGUUACUAUCCUAGUCAAUGAUGUAGCUGUUGCUAGUAGAAAGUACUUCAUUGAUACUCAGGACUUGGACAUUGAAAGAACAAUGGAUGUGAACAUUAUGGCUCAUUUUUGGACUUGCAAAGACUUCCUUCCAGCCAUGAUUGCAUGUAACCACGGGCACUUGGUUAGCAUUUCAAGUGGAGCGGGACUUGCUGGUGUCAGUAGAAUGUCAGACUAUGCUGCAAGCAAGUUUGCAAUAGUUGGCCUUCUGGAGACAGUUGCUUUUGAAUUGCAGGCUACAGGGAAUAAAGGUGUUAAAACCACCAUUGUCUUUCUUAGCGUUACAAAAACUCAGUUAAGUGCUGGGAUUAAAGUCAUGUGAGUAAAAAUGACUGCAUUUUGUGUGAAACCUAUUUGCAUACACCCAUGAUUUUAUGGCUCAUAAGUGCAUGCAAUCAAGUAUCAUAAAUGCUCUCCAAAAGUGCCUCUAAGCCAGACUAACCAUUGUCACCCACCACGACAUCCUGCACCACUGCAGUUCUGAUGCUGGCAUGGCCAGAUUCUUGAGUCUUUGAUUGUUCUUGCAAGAACAAUCAAAAAGACCAUGGCUUAC
This is a messenger RNA of Alligator mississippiensis (American alligator), 879 nucleotides long. RefSeq names its product epidermal retinol dehydrogenase 2-like. Gene Ontology annotation, molecular function: oxidoreductase activity, acting on the CH-OH group of donors, NAD or NADP as acceptor. NCBI's taxonomy places the organism in Eukaryota, Metazoa, Chordata, Crocodylia, Alligatoridae. The record is from RefSeq and is a predicted model, not a curated record. The coding region runs from base 1 to 648 and encodes 215 amino acids. The transcript has 5 exons. Gene Ontology annotation, cellular component: lipid droplet.